AUGGAUCAUCUCAAACAAUAUAUCUUAAACCACCUCUGCAAAUAUGUUGACGUACAGCGCGAGGACUUGCUGUCCAUUGGCUACGACCGCGGAUUAGAGAUGAAAGAUGUGCGAUUUAACGCGAAGUCAAUUAACCAGCUACUCAAGGCUUCAAACGCGGAGGCUCGCGUGGAGUUUGGAAGAAUCGGACAGCUAAAUCUCCUCUACACCCCUCUGCCAGGCAUUGUUACUCUUCAGCUAAAAGAUGUUGACAUUCGCAUUAGACCCAAUUUUGCGGGUUUUGCAUUGAGGAAACUAACAGAGACAUUGCAGGAGUUAGGCGAUAUUGGAGCUUUAGAAGAGAGGCCCGUGGCACCUCCGCUGGUUGCUUCUUGCCGCGUGCCAAAGCCACCACCAAUUGUAAGACGGGCGGAGUAUGUGAAUCCCUCUUUUGUCCCCUCUUUCUAUCAGCAGCCUGUACAAGGAGAGUGGUCUGCUUCUGCUGCUGCUGCUGCUGCCGCCGCUGCCGCUGCUGCGAGGGAGGCAGCGGACGACUGCUGGGCCCGUCUAUGGGGAGAAGACUCUCCACUGUCUCCUUGUCUCUCCCUGCUCUCUCCGACGCGCCAAGGUAGCAAGCAAUUCUUUGGUGUAGGAGACAGAGCAGCAAGGCUCUGCAGCAGCGGGCCUCUUGCUGUUGCAGCAGAGAUGCCCCCUAGCUUCGACCAUCUCAAGAACAUUCAGCUGCCGUCUAUUACUAUCGACGCUGCUGCUGCUGCAUGCAAGUUGUUGUCUCCUCGUAAGAGAGGCCUAGCUCCAUUUGCAGCGUCUUCCCGUCCUUCCGCUGCAGCAUCGCAGCCGCUGCUGCAUGCGCAAGACAGCUUCAGAUCAACACCGCCACAGCAGCAGCAGCAGCAGCAGCAGCCCCAGCAGCAGCAGGUCCUACAGCAGCAAACGUAUCCUCUUCACUGUUACUCUCAGCCCGCAGCAGUCUCAACAAAGCCCGUUUACGGCGCAUACACCCCAAGCGCUCCUUACGCAGAUGCUCAUUUGCUGCCAGCCUACCCUUCCAUGCCAUCUUCUUCACCUUUAACCCCGCUGCAGCAACAGCAGCAACAGCAACUGCUGCUGCAGCAACAGCAGCAGCAACAGUUGCUGCUGAAGCAGCAACAAUUUGGGCCACCCAUGGGUUCUUUCGGUCCUUCGCCUAUAAGUGUCUAUACACCGCAAUACUGCGCCCCAGUGAAGGGCAAGGGCUCAUCCGACCCCAAUUAUCUCCCGUACACAGCAGCAGCAGCUCCUAUGCAAUAUACUAAGAACCCCAAAGCACAAUUUGCUGCUGCUGGCCGCAGCAACAGCGGCGGCAGCAACGCGGCAGGACAACCCUUCCUUCCUCCUUCUGCCUUUGCGUCAUCACCCUCAAAAGCUGAUGGCAUUUAUGGAGCGUCUCCACAGGAGAGGCAGCUGCAGCAGCAGCAGCAGCGGCUGAAACAAAAACUAAAGGAGGCUGCUCUUAAUAGCCCCUAA
Eimeria maxima is the source of this 1503-nucleotide messenger RNA. RefSeq lists its product as hypothetical. Lineage: Eukaryota; Apicomplexa; Conoidasida; Eucoccidiorida; Eimeriidae. The coding region runs from base 1 to 1503 and encodes 500 amino acids. The transcript has 6 exons. The record is from RefSeq and is a predicted model, not a curated record.